GGUUUAUUUUGAUCAUGUUAUGAAUCAACACCGCAUCGCAUCGUGUAUUAUUUUAUUUUAUUUAUCUUUUUGUUGUCAUUUGGACUUAAGACCUCCUACGGUCCAUCACGUUUUGUGCAUUAAUAUAUCUGUUUCAUCUUGCUUUAAGCAUUAUAAUUCAUCAUAAUGACCCGGCGAUAGGAGGUAACUCAGUGCGCGAAAUAAAUGCGAUAAAAAGUGAAAGUAACCAAAAUCAAAUAGGACUACUUUCAUUCGCGAAGAAAAUGUCUCGGUUUGCGGCUGUGCAAAUCUGUUUCGUAACACUGAUAAGCAUCAGUUUGGCCCAUAAAAACGUUCUUCUAUUGUUAGCGGAUGAUGGUGGGUUCGAAAUUGGAGCCUAUCGGAAUCGCAUCGUUCAAACGGCUGCUCUGGAUGCAUUGGCAAAAGAAAGUUUAAUUUUCAACAACGCCUACGCGUCGGUGAGUAGCUGUUCACCCUCGAGAGCCUCCAUACUGACGGGAAUGCCGGAGCAUCAAAAUGGGAUGUACGGAUUGCAUAACGGGGUGCACAACUUUAAUUCUUUGAAGAAUGCCAAAAGCAUUUCUAGCAUUCUUAGUAAGGCAGGCGUGCACACUGGAUUGAUUGGCAAAAAGCAUGUUGGACCUGGAGAGGUUUUCAAGUUUGAUUAUGAACGAACGGAGGAACAGUAUCCGAUCAAUCAGGUUGGGCGAAAUAUUACAUUUAUUAAGUUACUAACGAGAGAGUUUCUUCUUGAGAGUAAGAAAAAGGAUCAACCAUUCUUUUUGAUGGUGUCAUUCCAUGACCCACACCGAUGUGGACACAUCACUCCUCAGUAUGGACCUUUUUGUGAGCGCUGGGGAUCCGGUGAGGAAGGAAUGGGUUUAAUCCCAGAUUGGCAUCCGAUUUACUAUGUUUGGGAUGAACUGCAGCUGCCUUAUUAUAUACCGGACACGGAGCCCGCUCGGAGAGAUGUUGCAGCCCAAUAUACAACUAUUUCCCGUCUUGACCAAGGCGUCGGUUUGGUACUGCAGGAACUAAAAGAUGCCGGUUUCGAUCAAGACACUUUGGUUGUGUACACUUCGGAUAACGGUCCGCCACUGUCAGCAGCCAGGACCAAUUUGUACGAUCCAGGCAUGGCGGAACCAAUGUUCAUACGGUCUCCAGAUGCAAAAAGCCGCAAGAAUCAAGUCACUUAUUCUAUGACUAGCCAUCUCGAUUUGGUUCCAACAUUUCUGGAAUGGUACAACAUUUCCUACCCGAUGGAUCAAACAAGCGAUAGCAAUCUCGUGGAUCAAACUUCCCCUAAACCAAUCCUUACUGGCAAAUCUCUUCUGUCUCUGUUGUACGCUGAACCCCCUGCUGAUCCUGAUCAGGCCGUAUACGCAUCACAAUCUUUCCACGAAGUCACCAUGGCGUAUCCGAUGAGAGCGAUCCGCACCAAACGCUACAAACUGAUCCACAAUCUCAACCAUCAGCUUCCGUUCCCCAUCGAUCAGGAUUUUUACGUUUCUCCCACCUUCCAGGACAUGCUAAGUCGUACUCUCGCCCACCAGGAUCUUCGCUGGUACAAAACGCUUGCGGAGUACUACAAUCGGCCCGAGUGGGAACUGUUUGAUUUGAAACUGGACCCGACGGAGCGGAGAAACCUGGCCGGGAAAGUGGUUGCGAAGGAGAUUUUCGAAAAGCUGCAGGCUAAACUGCGUAAAUGGCAAACCGUGACGAACGAUCCGUUUCGUUGUCUGCCGGGUGGGGUGCUGCUGGAUACCGGCGAGUAUCUCAACAAUGCCACCUGUUUGACGCUGGGACAGUGAGAAUAGAAGAUCUGAAUUUGUGGGAGAAAUUUCUCGCGUUAUUUUUUGCAAUUCAAAUUAGUUUUUAGGUGUUGGAAUCCAGAAAGUUUUACUGGUUUUGUUUCAAUAUAACUGAUUUUGUUGAUUU
Messenger RNA from Topomyia yanbarensis, 1938 nucleotides. RefSeq names its product N-sulphoglucosamine sulphohydrolase (gene Sgsh). Lineage: Eukaryota; Metazoa; Arthropoda; Insecta; Diptera; Culicidae. The record is from RefSeq and is a predicted model, not a curated record. The transcript is spliced from 2 exons. Gene Ontology annotation, molecular function: N-sulfoglucosamine sulfohydrolase activity. Bases 264 to 1811 code for a protein of 515 amino acids. Gene Ontology annotation, biological process: heparan sulfate proteoglycan catabolic process; glycosaminoglycan catabolic process.